CAAAGCAAAACCCAAACCCUCUCUCUCUCUCUCUGCCCUUCAUAAACGGCCACGCCCUCAUCCCAUUUCAUUCUCCGCGAGUUCUGUCGGUCCACAAACGGACCUCCUCAAGCAACCCGAGCAAAUAGAUUUGAUCCGACUAUACCCGUUUGAUAUGUUAAGAGUUACUCUGCAGAGCGAGGGGGAAGAGAGAGGAUUAGAGACGGGCCACAACUGGAUCUCCUACGGGCUGCCACCGAUGGAGAUGCUUCUUCGCCCCUGCGGAUUCGAUCUGCAGGCCUCCUCCGAUAACGACUGCGCCGUCGCCUACAACUACCAGUACUUCCUCCCUCCGCCUCCCGCGCCUGCGUCUACGGAGCUGAAGCUGGAGGAUCUCCUCGGCGGGGACAGCGGCGCGCAUUGCUCUGAGACCCUGACCGUCGACGGCCAGGACACGUCGUCCGUCAGCACCGUCCUCAUCCAGGAUCUCCGCGCGGUCGACGACUCCUCGUCGGCGCCAUCUACGGGGCUGGAGAAUACGCUGGUGCCGCCGCCGCAGCCGCCGGCAGCUGGUCACAGGACGUCGGUGUACAGAGGAGUGACCAGGCACAGGUGGACCGGAAGGUAUGAGGCGCACUUGUGGGAUAACACGUGCAAGAGGGAGGGCCAGAAGCGCAAGGGGCGCCAAGUGUAUUUGGGUGGAUACGACAGAGAAGAAAAAGCAGCAAGGGCUUAUGAUCUUGCAGCUUUAAAGUAUUGGGGUCCUACUGCUACAACCAACUUCCCGGUAAGCUGUUAUAGUAGGGAGAUUGAGGAGAUGAAGUGCAUGACUAAGCAAGAGUUUAUUGCAUCAAUAAGAAGAAAAAGCAGUGGAUUCUCUAGGGGUGCUUCCAUCUACAGAGGGGUGACAAGGCAUCAUCAACAUGGUCGGUGGCAGGCAAGGAUAGGCCGUGUUGCAGGCAACAAGGAUCUUUACCUCGGAACAUUUGCAACCGAGGAAGAAGCAGCCGAAGCAUAUGACGUAGCGGCGAUCAAGUUUCGCGGUGCAAAUGCUGUUACCAACUUUGAGCUCAGCAGAUAUGAUGUGGAAGCUAUCGCAAACACCGAGCUACCGAUCGGAGCAUCAGCUAAACGAAUCAAACAGUCCCUCCAAUCUGACCAAGAUCAGCUCCCUCUUGACAAAUCGGACAAAGGACAGCAUCUCAACUUUGUGCCAGCAACUCUCUUCCACAACCUUAUGCAGUUUCAUGGUCCUUCUGGCUUCUCGCCUUGUCUGUCCUACUGCAGUUUCAUAGAGAAUGACUUCGAUGAAUGCGAUCAAAACAAUUAUCUCUUGGCGGCCAAAGAUCAACACAAAAACCAAUAUCACAAUCAGCAAGAUUUGGGGAGUGGCAUCCUCCAAUUGACACACCUUCCAUCUCAGUGAUUGUAGUCUUUGUGGAUGUGUGAUAUAUCUGACCUGCUAAGCUCACUGAUCUUUUUGACAUUGGACAAAAUCCAUGCUAUUUUGUGUAGAUCAAGUGAUAUUAUCAUGAAUGGAACAUGGAUCUACUUUUAACUGAA
Messenger RNA from Musa acuminata subsp. malaccensis (wild Malaysian banana), 1542 nucleotides. RefSeq names its product AP2-like ethylene-responsive transcription factor AIL7. Gene Ontology annotation, molecular function: DNA-binding transcription factor activity; DNA binding. Lineage: Eukaryota; Viridiplantae; Streptophyta; Magnoliopsida; Zingiberales; Musaceae. Gene Ontology annotation, biological process: regulation of DNA-templated transcription. The record is from RefSeq and is a predicted model, not a curated record.